Molecule: messenger RNA, 363 nt
Organism: Trichoderma gamsii
Lineage: Eukaryota; Fungi; Ascomycota; Sordariomycetes; Hypocreales; Hypocreaceae
Exons: 2
Coding region: 1-363 (120 amino acids)
Source: RefSeq, a predicted model, not a curated record
AUGGACUUUGUGAACAAAUUGACUGGGUCUGGGAAUAACUCAGAAAAUCGUGCUGGAGAGAACAGCUCGGAGCAGCAGAGCGGCGGCGGCGGCGGCGGCUUCAUGGGCAAAAUAAACAACAUGGCCGGCGGAGGCGCUCAAGGCGAAAAGAAUGAAGAUUUUCUUGACAAAGGUCUCUUGAAACUAAUGCAAUGUGUCGAUUUUGUUCAAGAAAAAUUCAUGGGUCAAGGCGAUCAGAGCAAUGAAUCAGCAGCUGAGCAACAAAAGGACGAGGUUAUAUCUGACAUGAUUCGUGACAAAUACAAGGGUGUCACGGGGAGCGAUUUUCCCAUCAAAGAUAAAGAAAAGAAUUACGGAGCGUAA